Messenger RNA from Fusarium oxysporum Fo47, 1584 nucleotides. Its product is annotated as RNA polymerase III-inhibiting protein MAF1. NCBI's taxonomy places the organism in Eukaryota, Fungi, Ascomycota, Sordariomycetes, Hypocreales, Nectriaceae. Gene Ontology annotation, cellular component: nucleus. The coding region runs from base 421 to 1419 and encodes 332 amino acids. Gene Ontology annotation, biological process: negative regulation of transcription by RNA polymerase III. The transcript has 2 exons. Gene Ontology annotation, molecular function: RNA polymerase III core binding. The record is from RefSeq and is a predicted model, not a curated record.
GUUACCACCGCGAUUUAAGUUCCUGACCUCGCCCCUCCCGAACUGUACCUGCUCCUGACUCCGGCGAUCUUUAAUUCCCGACUUCCUUCCGCCCACUUUCAAUCAUCCUCACCCUCACACUGUUAUCCCCCUCUUUCUCCUCAAUUGUCAAUACCCCGUAUCGCAGCAAUAUCGAUUGUCGCAACCGAUUUCGACGUCGUAUUUUAUGACAUCGGCCAUCGUACGCUUACCGCCAUCUUUCCCAUAUCGCGACAACUGUCACCAUCCGACUCCGGCCCACCGCGACUCCACGCUGACGCAAUCUGUUCCCUUGACUGCUCCCUCAAUCAGUCAGUCGCAUCACGCAUUUACGGUCCAGCGCAUCAACACCGCAACAUUUCCACCGCAGAAUCGACCCCAAACUGCUCCUCCACCUCCAAGAUGAAGUAUCUACCCGUACAAGACUUCGAAGCGGUGACGAGCGCGCUGAACUUCAACACACCCGACUGCAGCGUGACCGGUGGAUGCGAUCUCUACACAACGAAAUCAACAGGUUCCGACAAGAAGCUCUACAAAAACAUCGACAACGAUCUGAACUCACAACAUGAAGCCCUUCUCAAGCUCGGCGCCAGCCUAUCACCACCUGAGCGUGCUCACAUGCUUGCUACAUCACCGAGCAUGCAGCUGUUUUCACACUCAAGUGCUUUCGGCCCCUUGUCCGAGCUCUCGAGUCGCAAGACAUUUGCAUACCUUAUCGCGACGCUGAAUGCGAGUCACCCACACUACGAUUUCUCUCAUGUCCUUCGACCCAACGACUUCAAACGCGAGCGAAACCUGCGUCGCGUCAUGGUCAACCUCGAUUCAAUUCUCCAGAACGUAAGACCUAACUUUGAGCCUAAAUCUCUCGGUUCCUCGCUAGGCAGUGAGACAAGCUCGAUAUGGGGGCCCCAAUGCUGGUCACUGAUCGACAAGGAGAUGCACCUCAACGAGUGUACUAUUUUCAGCUACAACCCCGAGAGCGACCCUUUUGAAGAAGACGAGAGUGCAAUCUGGGCUUCACACUACUUCUUCUUCAACCGUACCUUGAAAAGAGUGGCAUAUCUCUACGUCCGCGUCGUGCCAGUUAUCUCGUCUCAUAGCCCAACUCUCCGACCCACAAAUCUGGCCAGGAACCACAGCAACCAACGGGAUCUCGAAUCAGCUGGCGCGCAGAAACGCGCCAACUACUGGCUUGGUGAUCAAGAUGCUGAGUUAGUGCCAUAUAAUGAGGACGACGAGGAGCUCAAUGACGACGGUCUUUUCUGGAAUCGCGGAGAGAACGGAGAUCUCGUUGCCUAUUCAGAUGAAGACUUCGACGAGGAUAUCGAGGAUAUGGACAUGCUCGAUAGCAGUCCUGACAGGUCCAUGAGCGAUGAUGUCGCGGGUCGCAUGGAGAUCUAGGGUCGAUUUGAUCCAAAUCGUCAUACCGGAUCGGUUCUUCAAGAAACGGCCUCUUCGGUUCGAAACCGACCAUCAGCCGCAUUUCUCUGAAUUCAUUAUUUGCUGCAUUAUUUCAACAUUCAACACUAUCCUAAUCUCAACUAGGGUUGCUCGAUACCAACAAAU